GUGUCUAAUUAAGUUGCCAUAAAUUAGGUGACUAAAUAUCAACAUUUAUUGCGCCAAGUAGAGACUCGGUGGUGAUGUGGUUUAUGCUGUAGGAUUUAAAUUACCAUGGUGCGGACAGACUUGUAUAAAGAUCUGUAGUAUCAUGAUGGUUUUAAGGAAACAGGCUAAGUGUUAUGGAAGGGAAUGAGUUUACCAUUAGAGAGUUGCCACAGGUAAGGGGUGUACACCAACCCUCUGGUGUGUGUCAAACCAACGGCAGUUGAGCCCAGAGGACAUGGCACUGGUUGGACGAUUAGAGUGUGUGUGACCUAUAUUUGAAAUGUGCUGUUAACAGACCGACCCAUAAGCCUCCUUCUUCGCAUGUAGAACUAAAGAGCUUUAAGGGGGUCCGAAAUAACGAGAGACUGUCUUUCAUUAUUAUGUCAACCUCAGUGAUAAUGCCAAAAGGGGGUUUCAUGACAUUUUGCUGUUGAUUUCGAACGCGUCUAUCACUUUAAAGUCUCUCUGAAAGAAACUCAUAGUGUCAACUUCUUAUAUAAGUCUCCAAAAUGUGUCUGUUACAGCUGGCUCAUUUCUACUGCUGUGGCGCCAGCAUUUGCAGAUGUCUGUGCGUUGACAAAAUUAUCAGUCUGUUUGGAAAUUCUAUUCCCUCAAGUGUGGCUUUACGCCAUAAAUCAUUGCCCGACAGUGUUUAAAACAGACUUAUUUCUACACAUUUAAAGGCAUUAAUAAAUGCCUAACGACCUCACACCUAUUUCCAAUUACACUGCAAUAUUUGAAAGAUGCUUGGCUACUGCGGUUAGAGCAUUGCACCAAAGGCUAUUCUACUAAAUUCAUGCUUUGAAACUUUGGGGUUUUCUAAUUUGAGUUGUAGCUGAUUCAAAUGGUGGUCACGCAGCCAAUUGGUACUAUCGACGCAAACAACUGGCACACUCAGAAAGCACAUUGUGAUUUUAUGCACAUCGGCUAUGACAGUAACGUAGUGACUUAUUUGAAUAUCCAGAGAUCCCUCAUGUAGUCCAAUACGCAGGGAUAAACCCCAACCUCUGUGCAAGGUCUCCACCUCCCCCUCCGCGCUCUGACGUCAUGCACCGAGCUGAAGCUAUUGCACGAAAAGAGCUGCUCGCAGCCACACUACUGUGAAUAUCUCUGUGCUCAUUGCCAGGACUGUGGAGUGUGCAAAAGAGAGAGAGAGAGAGAGAGAGAGAGAGAGAGAGAGAGAGAGAGAGAGAGAGAGAGAGAGAGAGAGGUGGAGGGAAUACAGUUGGGUUUGGAUACAACUGGAAAACUACCAAGCGCGCAGAGGACGCACCGAGAGCGGAAGGCACAUCGACGGUCCGUAGCUGAAAUUUCACUCACUCUCCGUCCGCUGCGAUCCAGGCGAGAAUGGAGCUCCCUGCCGCUGGAGAGCACGUCUUUGCGGUGGAGGGCAUCGAAAAGAAGCGCAUCCGCAAGGGCAAAAUAGAGUACCUGGUGAAGUGGCGAGGCUGGUCUCCCAAAUACAACACAUGGGAACCCGAGGAAAACAUCCUUGACCCGCGUCUUCUCGUCGCAUUUCAAAACAGAGAGAGGCAGGAGCAGCUGAUGGGAUAUCGAAAACGGGGGCCUAAACCAAAACAUCUUUUAGUCCAGGUGCCCUCAUUUGCCCGAAGAUCAAGCAUUCCUGCGGGUUUUGAGGAGCCCUCCCAGGAUCCAGAGGGCCGCCUCAGAACAGAGCCCAUCCAGGUACAGCGCUCCCAACCUCAGCAGUACCAGCUGAACAGCAAGAAGCACCAUCAGUAUCAGCCCAGCAGCCAGGAGGUCCCUGCUGACCAGCUGGCCAAUAGCAAGAAGAAGUUCAUCUACCAGCUUAACAGCAAGAAGCACCACCACUAUGAGCCUGACCCCAAUCUGUACGAUGCACAGGCAUCAAGGCUCAAAGAGGUGGUCAAAGUUCAAGAAUUAGCCAGCAAACCAGCCAAUCCUGGCUGGAACUUACCACUGGCACUGCAGCAAAAGUGGGUCCGUGACAAAGACACUGGCUGCUUGAGCAAAGUCAAAGAACUGGCAGUAGAAGUGAGGAAACCCGCAACCAGUGUUAAGGAGGGUGAGAGUGAACAUGCCCUUAAACCCAAUCCUAAAGAUGCAACCCUCCCUAGUACUAUUAGUAGCAAGAUGAAGAUAAUCAAGAACAAAAAUAAGAAUGGACGUAUCGUUAUUGUCAUGAGCAAGUACAUGGACAGUAACAAAGUACAUGGGGCAAAAGGUAAACAUGGAGAAUCAUCAGGUGAAGAGAAAGCCCAACACACCAAACCAUCAGAAAACAAUCCAUUGCACAGAACCAAAAUGGUGGACCAGUUGCACCCAGAGAAUGGUGUCCCCAAAGAGAUCUGUAUUGGCAGUUCCCCCCCUGCUGCAGAGCAUCCCAAAAAGUGUUCUCCAAAGGACAGACAUUUCUCAAAGCCUUCACCAAGCACAGCAGAAGAAUACAACACCGAAGUGGCUCGUGGUCAGGCUGAUUUGCCAGAUGACUUACCCUUACAGUUAACUGCUAGCCCACCUCCAACAUCCUGGGGUAUGGACACAAAUACCCCAACCCCUACAGCCAUUGACCAGAUCAGGAUCCCCUCCUUCUCCAGUGACCGCAAGCGUAAGCUCUCGGAGCCUGUGGAGGAUAGGAGUGUUUCCAAAACGUUCCUGAGUUCCAGAAGCCUCAGUGCUCCGAGCACUGUGGUCACUCCACCUCAGGACAAACCGAUGGACCUCCACUGCAGCGGCCCACGCCACAGCAGCACAUGCACAUAUGACAUUACGGACUCUAGCAGCCAAGAGGAGCCUAUGGAUCUUAGCUGUCCAAAGACCAAGAAGCAGACAGAACCGGAAAUACAACCAGAACCAGAACCCGAGCUGGUCGUUAAAAACCCAGCUCCUGUGACAGAGAACACAGAGAAAUGUACAGAGAAGUCGAAGGAAGAGCCUGUUAAGAAAUUUUCACCUUUUAUGGGAAAUAUUAUAAUCACUGAUAUUACAACAAACAGUCUCACCGUCACCUUCAAGGAAUACGUUUCUUUCUAACAAACCCUUGUUUUGUAAAGUUGGAGUACUAGUGGCAGAUUGGAUGACCCUGUCAAUAUGUGUAUAUGUAAAAACAUAUGAGAAUUUUGUACAUAUGGAAAUUUAUAAUUUAUCAUCCAAAUUCAAUAUGUUUCUUACGAUGUUUUAUACUGUAACUCCUCUGUGCUAUUGUAGCCAAGAAAGUGCCCUCGAGGAUUUGAGUGACUGCAUUCAGGUGGAUGUAUACCACUAGAAAAAUAUCCAUUUAUUUGUCAUAUGGAACUUCAUGGAAUAACUUUUGCUGUUGUUUCAUGCCAGUACCAAACUUAUAGCCUGAGAUGUAUGAAGGUUUAUACAUAUUUUGUAUUUAAUAAUAUUGGUUAUUUUUGAUCCUAAUAGAAGGUAGAAAAGAACUUGUUGAGUGUACGGUGAUCAAAGAUCAAUUUGAAAGCACUUAAUUGCAGUUGCCUGUGCAAGUUGAUUUGUGUCAUGUAUUCAGUUUCUCAUGGAGAAACAGAUGUUCUUCAUAGAUUUUAUUUCACUGCUUCACAGUUUAUUCCAGUCCCGGUCCCCUCAGUCUGAACUGGCAUAUUUCAUUUGAUGUUUUGUUUGUGGCUUUAUUGAAGAGAAUGGCCAUGAAAUGCAAAUUUGAAAAAUAGGUGCGUCUGGCACCAGAGGCAACAGAACAUGAUACAAACACCUGAUCAUAACACUUGGCUGUGCAAACAACCUAUAAAUAAUUUCUCUGUUUGUCAACUUUUUGUCCUUGAGAUGCAACAAAGCCCUCAGUGAAUAUGCUAUAGCACCCCUACCUAUUACUAUAUUGCACUUUUUACCUUUAGUAAACAUUUAAGGAAUAAAGUGUAACAUAGACAGAGUUUCAUCUAUCAACCAUGCCACUUUCCUGUGAGACGACUUAUUGAUUCUUGCCAUCAUUACGUUGUGAUUUAUUACGUUUCCGUGGACCUCAUCUUAUUUUAAGUAUCUAUGCUAGUCUUUUUUGAGUGUCUUAAUGUCACACAGAUUAGCAAUAUUCAUCUCAUUUUACUAUUGAAGUUUAUUGUAUGAUCUGAAUAAUAUAUGUGACCGCUACAUGUUCUAGACCAAGCUACCAGGGUUACUAGUCAUUAACUAGUAUGUUGUACAGAGUAGUUGUAAGGCUGGCUUUUGUAUCCUGUUAAAUGCAAUCCAAUGAGUGCAAGCUAUUUUGAUUAUGCUGCUGAACAUUCAAAUGUGAUAGUACUUUUGUCUUAGAAAACCUGUUGGAUGUAAACUACAUUUGAGUCUAAAUUGCCUUCUACGCACACUUAAUGCAAAAGCCAGUAAGAAUGCUACGAUAAGCAUCUAUAAUACUGAAGAUGAAAAGUGCAUAUUUAUUGACAUUUAAUUUGUUGUUCAAAACAAUUACAAUAUGUCCUCUGCAUCAGAAGCUGCAAAUGAUUCCGAUGAACAGUUUGUCCUUUGAAAGAUGUUUUUGAGGCUGUUUGCUACUGUUUGUCUGUUUUUUUUUUUUUUUUUUUUUUUUUUUUGGAUAUGCUUUGUUCAUUCUUUCUUGCACUUGGUUCACAGUCUGAAUGAUUGUUAUUAAGUAUGUUCUGUAAGGAGCUGGUGGAUUUAAUGCUGUUGGCACAGCUUACUGGAUCGUAUGUUUUCACAAUAAAGAAAGUGAAAUGACCUUU
Myripristis murdjan (pinecone soldierfish) is the source of this 4712-nucleotide messenger RNA. It is a transcript of the gene cbx4, whose product is annotated as chromobox homolog 4 (Pc class homolog, Drosophila). Gene Ontology annotation, molecular function: SUMO binding; SUMO ligase activity. Gene Ontology annotation, biological process: negative regulation of transcription by RNA polymerase II; protein sumoylation. The coding region runs from base 1387 to 3054 and encodes 555 amino acids. The transcript has 5 exons. NCBI's taxonomy places the organism in Eukaryota, Metazoa, Chordata, Actinopteri, Holocentriformes, Holocentridae. Gene Ontology annotation, cellular component: PRC1 complex. The record is from RefSeq and is a predicted model, not a curated record.